This is a messenger RNA of Morus notabilis, 1020 nucleotides long. RefSeq lists its product as uncharacterized. NCBI's taxonomy places the organism in Eukaryota, Viridiplantae, Streptophyta, Magnoliopsida, Rosales, Moraceae. The record is from RefSeq and is a predicted model, not a curated record. The transcript is spliced from 3 exons. Bases 298 to 864 code for a protein of 188 amino acids.
CCCACGUUGGCACAAGUUAGUUGGGGAGUGAGGGACGGUCGGCCUGCUUAAGUGAGACUGGUUUAGCUAUUCUUACACAAACCGCCCUUAUAUCUAUCUCUCUAUCUAUCCAUUUUGUGUGUGUUUGUGUGGGGUGUGGUGGUGGAGCUGUAUAGAAAGUGACUUCUACUACUACUACUUCUGCUACUUCUUUCUUACCCUUCCUUUCUUUCCAAUUCUUAUCUCCCUUGUAGCUUCAUCUUCUAUAUUUUCUCUUUCCAAUAUUUUGUUUCUCUAGAGAGAGAGAGAGAGAGAGAGAUGGGGAAUUGCCAGGCUAUAGAUGCUGCGGCACUAGUGAUACAACACCCAUGUGGGAAGAUAGAGAGGAUGUAUUGGCCUAUCACCGCCAGUGAGGUGAUGAGGAUGAAUCCUGGUCAUUAUGUUUCUUUGAUUAUCCCAUUGCCGGUUUCCAAUGAAGAUAAGGAAAAUCAUCAUCAUCAAAAUCAUGAUAAUCAAGAUCAGGAACAGAUCAAGACCGUCCGUUUCACUCGGGUUAAGCUUCUUCGGCCUAAUGAGACCCUUGCUCUUGGCCAUGCUUAUCGCCUUGUCACUACUGAAGAGGUUAUGAAGGUGUUAAGAGCAAAGAAGUACGCAAAAUCCAAGAAACAGCAAGUUGAUUCAGUUGAGAACUCGGAUAGAGAUAGUGCUUCAGAGAAUCAAAAUCAGAGUUCAAGUUGUGAUUCAGCAGUGAAGUCUGAAAGGAAGAGGUAUCAGGCUCUGAAACUUGAAGGGCAUCGACAAAGGAUGCCGUCGUCGAAUGCCGGCGUAACGAGGUCGAAAUCGUGGCGCCCCUCGCUUCAGAGCAUCUCCGAAGCUGGAAGCUAGCUGGUGGCAGCAGCUUUGGAAAUUCCGAUUGGCUCAAAUGCAGAUUAGUUCUUUCAAGUGUAAUGCACUGGAAUCUAUCAUUUCCUGAUGCUUCUUCAUAGGAGGAGUUUCAACAACAUUCACAAAGGAAAAAAAAAAUAUUACAUAUAUGCCCCA